UGCCGAUGGCCUCGGGACCAGUGGGCGGCCCAUCUCCUGCCAGCCCUGAGCGGAGAAGCGGAAGAGGCCUUCCGAGGCCUGGAAGCCAGAGAGCAGGAGAACUAUGAGAAGGUGAAGGCCGCCAUCUUGCGGGCGGAAGCCCUGAGAACGGAGAGGCAGCGGCAGCAUUUUCGGCAGUUCUGCUGCCAAGUGGUAGAGGAUCCCCGGAGGAUCCACAGCCAACUCCGGGAGCUUUGCCGCCAGUGGCUGAAGCCGGAGAGACGCACCAAGGAGCAGAUCCUGGAGCUGCUGAUCCUGGAGCAGUUCCUGGCCAGCCUCCCACCGGAGCUCCGGAGUUGGAUCCAAGCCAGGAGGCCGGAGUCCUGUUCCCAGGCGGUGGCCCUGGUGGAGGACUUCCUGAUGAGUCAACAGGAGGCCAAGACCAGGAUAUCUCAGGGGUGUUUAAAGGAAAAAAACGUGGAUUUCCUACCGGCCGUUGCAGAGACAGAGGCCCCGAAUGCCACAAAGGGACCCAUCUACAGUGAAACAGACCCCGAUGGCGAGGCCAAUUUGCUAGGCAGCGGAGGAAAAUAUCCAAGUCUCUCUCCUUUGCCAUUUCCUCCUGAAGGAGAAGAAGUGGGCCAGACUAGUGGGAAAGAGGGAUCCAAGGAUCUCAAGGAACCCGGAGGGUCUUUGCAGAUCGUGAAGCAGAGCGUGACCCAACCGGGCCAGCAGACGAUGCUCUGGCAUGUCCUGCAGGAGGACGAUGACGCAAAUACAGAUAUUUUGGGGGACGAAAUGGGAGAUUACAUCAAGGUGGAGAUUCCUCAGUGUGGAGAAGCUGAAGGAGAGGAUAGCUCCAGGAUGGGGUCCCAGAUCAGCUACAACCAGGUGCCUGUCAAACAUGAGAGGCUGGAAGGACGCUCUGAGUCACGAGAGCCCCAGGAUGGAUCGCCCCUCGGGGCGGGAAAGGGAUGUUUUGAGCUGGGAGAAGUUCCUUGGAAAAGAUACCAGAGAACUGCCGUUCUGAAUUCCUCCCGUUUUCCUAGAGAGGCCUCUCAUGAGAUCCCGGUCGCCUUCCCAGGCCACCCACCUCCAGCCAAGAAGCCCCGGAGCGGUCCGGAGCACAGCGUGGUGUGGGACCACUUUGAGUUGGAUUCCGAGGACCCCUGCUACGGCAUCUGCACCCACUGCAAGAGACGGGUGAGCCGCGGCAAGAACUCCAAACAUUUUUCAACCUCUGGGCUGCUGAAACAUCUGCAGAGGCAUCACGGCAACAUUGUUCUGGCUGCCAUCGCCACGACGCAAGCCAUGUUGCCGACUAGCAGCAAGCCGAACGGACCUGUUCUGAUGCCAAGUGCUUUGCCCCAGUGCUGGACGAAGCAGAAGUCGCCCGGGAAAAGGCAGCCGGGUCCAAAGCCAUCGGAAGUGACCCGUGCUAUCGCCCAGAUGAUGGCUCUGGAUGACCAGCCCUUCAGCCUGGUGGAAGAGGCAGGUUUCCAGCACCUCCUGAAGUUGCUUGCCCCCAACUAUAAAAUCCCAUCCUGUACCACCUUCAGCAGACAGAUUGUGCCCUCCCUGCAUCAGGCCUGCAGGGAGGAGGCCUUGGGGAUGCUUCAAACCCCAGGACCUCCUGCCAGCGUGAACAUGAACUCCGAUGAAUGAAUGGGAGCCUGUUUUCUUCCUUCCUUUGAUCUUCCGUUGCUCCCUGUGAGCACCUGUAGGGGGCCAUUGCUGGUCGGUGGUAGCGUAACCCAUUUUAAUUCACCGAUUAAAUCCAUCCUUCCCAGAAAACCGAAAUAAUUGACAUGCCUGUCAGCAAAACUUAGAAAGGCAAUGAAAACACAAUGUGAAAUAAACCCUACAAAAAAAGGUUAAACCCUUGGAAAUGAAUCAGUUACAGUGCCAGAUAUGAAGGCCUGUUGAUCAACUGGUGGCAAGCACAGUAGAAGCGUGCCAAAUCCUAACCACCCCCCGGGUGCCCAUAUUCUGGGCAAACAGAGAUUAAAAAAAAAUCCCAUCUGCUACUCCAAUGGACAGACCAAGAGUCUUCUACUCAAUUGAGGUAAAAGCUCCCAUCUGUUUUUAAGAAGCUUCCUUAACGGCAGAGUUCAAAAGCGUAAAGAAAAAUGGAGAAUAUUGGGGAAAUAGUGAGUGCCGAACUUAACACCUGAGACAGACAUCUCCAAUUUCUCAGACAUGUUCUGAGAUGCCUUUCUGAUAUAUCUUUAGUCAGAAACAAUUGUCCAAAUUAAAUUACUCAUCAGACUGAAAUGUCAAAUCAUUUAUUUGAUUUCCAUUCUCCUUAAUUGUCUUCUCUCAUUGAGAUUUCCAGACAGUAUUCAGGUGUCAUAAAUGUAGCCAUCACAUUUUGUUGUCUUUAAGGUAACUUCAUCCGUUUCUCCUAUGUUUGGCUUUCAAGCUUUACCCAAAACUUGGGAAGGUCUAAGAGUUAAAAUGGAACAUGAAAAUAAUUCUGAAGCAUAAUGUUUUACUAAAAACAAAAUAACCCUUAAGGUUGGGUAAAUGGAUUGACUGUAGCAAAGUAAACAUCUUUUUAAGUGUUACAAACAUUUUAAAAUUGAAAGUUUAUGUUUCUCAUUAAAGGAACGUUCCAAAGUGUUAACCUUCAAAAAAAUUAAGUGAAGAAAGUCAAAAACUUGUUUGAAGCUUAGUAGAUUUAAUCUAAAACAAUUGGAAAUCUUUUCCAAACUUUCUUUCAUUAUCCGUUUUACUAGAAAAAAUAUUCUUAGAAUUUCUGCAUUGUCUCAUACACGAACCAGCUAAUUUUCACACCUUUUAAUUAAGUUACUUAUUUUAAUCUUUCUGUACAAUACUUAUGAUUUAAGCUUUAGGAAGUCCUUAAUCUCUCUACAUUUCAGUUUUUAGCAUGGAUUCUAUUUUAACUCUUCAUCUUUGAGGUGGAAAAAGAGAAAUUCAUUGUGAAUCUUUAAUGUAAAAGUUCUGGCUCUAAUAGGCUUUGUUCCUCUUAUAUUAAAUAUAUAUAUGUUAGAGAUUUAUAAUAUAAAAUAGAACUUGUAACUGUUCGAUUUCAUGAUUUGCAGAUUUGCCAACCUGUUCAGAAAACAAUACAAACGUAUGAAAUAUAUAAACAUGUCCGUAUUAACAGUACAACUAAGCAAUAUACCCAAGUCCUUACACUUGCAUAAAAAGAAUUAUAAUUUAAUGCUUUAAGUUAAAAUAAGGGGGGGUGGGGGGAACACAAUUUAACAUGCACUAUGAUUUUAUGAGUAAAAAUAUAAAGAAGAAAUUGGGAACCUGUAAUGGGUUAGGUUUCGUUGAGAAGUGUCAGUGAAACAAUAUCACAUGGGAAUUUUUUUUGGAUAUUUUUAAGAGGAUUGCUGUAAAUCUUUGUUUCUGAAACUUACCAAUUUGAAGAUGUGUGUACUUCAAUCCCAGAAUUCCUCAGCCAGCAGUGCUGUCUGGGGAAUUCUGGGAGAUGAAGUCCUUACAUCUUAAAGUUGCCUGAGAAACAGUGGUGUAAACGUUAUGUUGUGAUAGCUUUACUACUAUUAUAAUAAUAGUACAACAGCUUUAUACUUUCUCCCAAGAACUAUCCUCCAUGUUGCUCAGAGUUCCCUACGAAGCCAGUGCAGGAAUGCGUCAAGCUCUCCUUCUGAAAUUUUGCUUGGAAAGCUGGUGGACUAUGUACCGGUGAAUCUCAUAUAUCUGUAUUAAAUAAAGUGAUAUGGUACUAUGUACUGGAGUAAAAGGC
This is a messenger RNA of Notechis scutatus (mainland tiger snake), 3715 nucleotides long. NCBI's taxonomy places the organism in Eukaryota, Metazoa, Chordata, Lepidosauria, Squamata, Elapidae. The record is from RefSeq and is a predicted model, not a curated record.